GCAGUCGCGCGCAUGCGCAGCACGGCUGGGCAAAGCAGCUGCUGCUGCGGGAGCUGGCGCUGCCGGGGCCACGGGCGCCAUGUCGGGUCGCUCGGUGCGGGCCGAGACCCGCAGCAGGGCCAAGGAUGACAUCAAAAAAGUUAUGGCGGCCAUCGAGCGCGUCCGCAAAUGGUAUGGGGACGGGGGGAGGGGCCGCGGGGGGGAGGGGCUUGGCGGCGGGUCAGCCAAUCCUCGGCGGCCGCGGCCUUGGUGACAGUGGCCCAACCAACCGACGGCAGCCGUUUGGCGGGAUGGGCGGGGCCUUCCCAAAGUGGCCAAUCGCAUUGUGCUUGUUGUAGAGGUGGGGUUGCGGGGAGAGAUGUGCUUGGCGGGGCUGCAGGCCAAUCAUAGUUCAGGGGCGGGUGAUGCCAGGCUGCUAGGAAUGGCGUGACGCUUGGCCAGUCGCUCCGCAAGGGACCUGGAGGGGCGGGGGACCAGUUGUCAUGGGGACUGGCUAGUCUACCUGCCGCGGACUGACCCAGUUUGCUGGAGAGAGAAGCUCUUGCUCAGUUUGCGUAUGCCGCUUAAUUUGUACAUGCGUUCCUUGCUUAUUUACAUAUUUUUUCUGAGCUCCUUGCCUGCAUGGUUUCUACAAUCUUCCCAACAGCCUUGCGAGGCAGGUCAGGGGGAGGUGGAAACAGUACUUAGGCAUUUUAUUCCUUAUCAUUGCCUCAAAUGGAACCUCCAGAGAAAGGGGCAAUCUACCUUCAUGCUCUGCUUUUCAUGGAAGGCAUCAGGCUGCUACUGCUCCGAGUUCAUGCCGGGAGCUUUUCCCAGCCCUACUUGGAGAUGCUGCCAGGGAUUUGAAUCCUGGGCUAAAGGCUACUGUUGCAGCUUUAUCUGCGAUUAUGGGGGCAGCCAAAGAAAGGGCCUCAUCUGAUGACCUGAGACCUUCCUAGAUGGCUGCUUUCUUACCAGGAUGGUAGCCUGGAUGGGCAUAUCUGGGUCCGACACAGCAAAGCAGUUCUUACACUCCUACUUUGUGUUAAGUCAGUAGCAUCAGGUUCCUUCUAGCCAAGGUAUAACCCUGAGUGGGGCAUGGGGACUGCUGUUUAUCCCAUUGCCAGAGCUUGCCAGAGAGAGAGCUCUAUAAAGCAGAGACACUGAAUCCUUUUAAAUUCCCCUGUGGAAAACCUUCAGGUGCCAGUGGAGACCAGAGGCAAAAGACUGGGGUGCCCUCUUGACCUUUAUUGAGUAGGCUACAUUCUGGCCAUGCCAAAGUCAAUAGGUGCCUCUCUCCAUCCAAGGCAAGUGAGAGGCAUCGUCAUAGUUCAAGGACAAAUUCCAGGCAGGUAGAAGUGCUCUGAGAGAGCACGGGGCACGAGUAGGAGCAAAGGGCAAGGGGCCAAAUUUAGCACACAGACCUACAGUUCCGAACGCAUGCUGCACAGUUUCUCCCCGGCCUCAUUGCAGCCUCAGAAGGCAAAGGCAAUUGCCCAAUGGGAAACAUGUGGCAGGAGCGGGUGGUGAUGUAUCAUCUUCUUCAUCGUUGUGGUUGCACCUAAUCUCUUUCAUUAUCCUGGCUCAGGGAGAAGAAAUGGGUGACGGUGGGAGACACAUCCCUGCGGAUAUUCAAGUGGGUGCCUGUUGCCGACAGCAAAGAGGUGAGGGGAUGAGCACCAAGCCCUUCUGGGGAGCGAGAGAAAGAGGGCUGUCUUCCAACACUAAACAGGGGCUUGGAGGAGCGCCCUCUUUCCCCCUCCCCAUUGUAGGCAGGAGGCAGACCAGGGUGGCUGUCUGGUGUUCAAUGACGGCAAUUUUGCCUAAGUGUUCAUUUUAUUGUCUUGCUUUACCAAAUGAAGAACACCCUGCAUUUGUUUGGCUCCAGUUUUCCAUUCUACAAAUACCAUUUUGAAUUUUAUUCCUGCCUUCUUGGGUGCCCAGUUUUGCGUAUGCCACAAACAUCAUCAUCAUCAUUAUUAUUACUAUUAUAAUUCAUUAUUAAUAUCCGCCUUUCCCCCAGACAGGGACUCAAGGCAGCUUACACAAAUUAAAAUAUAUAAAAUAAAAUAAGCUUACAACAUAUAAAAUAUAAUCAUUAAAAACUAAUUAAACUCAAGUAGGAUUAAAACAACAGGGGUGGGGCGGGCAAAUGAUUGAAAUACAGAUAAUAAAAACAGCACAGCACUGUUAAAGCCCUUUCCUUUAAAAAGCAAUUGGUUUUGAUGACAAUUCCCUCCAAGAUUGGAAUGGGGAACCUGCAGCAUUCCAAAUGUUGCCAUCUCCCAUCACCCUUGGCUGCUGGGACUCCUAGUUGUUGGGCUCCAGCAUCUGGAUGCCACCCUCUCAGCCCUGCUUUAAGCCCGAGUACCAGACCCAGGGCAGAAUCUUCUUUCGCAUUUGUACCCCCACAACCUCCAGACUGAUGAAGCACCACUAAUAAUUUUAAUAAUUUAUUACGGCCGUAGGCCCAUACAGAUAAAAACAAGACAUAAAUAACAACCUGUGCACAUGGGAAAAAACAGCCACUAAAACACUACUAUAACAAUAAACUACUAUAAGAUGGAAUGGCAUACUACGCCUUAAUUAGCUUGUGGUGCUCCUUGGCAACGCUUUUGAGUAAGGACAGCGACCAGGAACCUAGCCACUUUCAGGGUCGUAUGGGUAUCCUUAUCCUGCAAGAUUUGGGCAAGGUGGAAUUUUGGUGGAGUACCCUCUAAUUUCUGUAUGAUUGAUCCCAACAAAUUUGCCCGUGGCACCUUGAAUAAGGGGCAAGUGAACAUAAUGUGCUGAAGCGACUCCGGCAUCUCCUUAUCACAUUCGCACAUGGCGGAGGUUUGGCCCUUUGAGAAUCUAUGUCUCAGGGCAUUGGGGGAAAAACAUUAAACCUCGCUUUGGUGAAGGCCAGCCUAUGGGCAACAGUCGAAAGGGAGGAGAGGUAUGAAGGAACGCAGUAAGUUAAAGUGAUACCAAUGUUCUGGGGCGAACAAACACCUCCCCCCAGCAUAUAAUUUCGCUGUAAAUCGAUGUCAUCCAGUCUUUGGCGGAUCAGUCUUUGAGCAGUGGUUUGAUCUAGUUUUAGGGAAUCCAAGGGAGAGAUUCCAUAGCUCAGGAGUUUGGCAUGAAUUCUACUGGUCCAAAGGCUGGAGAAUUCAUCUCGCCAUAAGCAUUGGGCAAGGUAAUGGUCUGGUAAUCUAUGCCACAAUGAUAACCAAUAAUUGAAGACUUGCUUCCACAGGCAAGUUUCUAAAGAUGCGAUCUUCAAUUCUAGUCGCAUGGCUGCGUUGCUUACGCACAGGGGGAGCAUUAGGAGCCGACGUAGGAAUUGGUUUUGCAGAGUCUCAAGAGGAUGUGAGGGCGAUCUGGCUGCGACAUCUGUCACCCCAUUGAUCGCCAGGGUUGAUUCGGCUGAUCUGGCUGGCUAGGCGGGUGUCCCCUUCCUCCCUCACCGCUCCAUGUGCGUCCCUCCCGAAGCUGCGCGCUCGGUGGAAGAGGACGACCAUCCCAGAUAGAAGGAGUGUACCGUUCUUCGGUCAAGGAUGAAGCACCACUGAUGAGUAUUGGGGCAGCCUUUAUGGUUUGUCCUGUCCUAGUACUGGCAGGGGAAACUCACAGCCUUAUUUUUCUCUCCCUUCAAGAAAGAGAAGUCCAAAACCUGCAGCACUCCUGCUUCCCGGGAGCAGAACGGCUUCCCAGCCGAAGGGGCGGCCAACUCUUCGCUCCUUCUGGAGUUCCAGGGUGAGUAGGCUGGAGAGCAAAGGGUUGCAUUCUCUUGGGGGCAACUUUCCGGGGUCACGAGACAGUGGUGGGCAGGCCCAGAGACCAGUGGGUCGAGCAAUUCAUCUGAUACUCCCCUUUGCCUGGUAGGAUUUUGGCCAUGCCGGAGUCAAAGGUUUCUACACACUCACACAUCGCCAUUCUCUCUCCAGGCAAGCCAAGAGGCCUUAUCACGGUUCAAGGACACAUUUCCAGCUAGGCAUUAGCACUUGAGGAAGGCUUGUGAGGCAGGUGGCCUGGGCAACCUGGGAAGGAAGUGUAGCUUAGUGAGGCUCUGGAGGGCUGGAUGGAGAGGCCCAGAGUUCUGCAUUUGGCUCUUAUGUCCUCCUCUGCUUCGACCUUGGCAUGCCAGCCAAGCAGGAGACGUGGACCUGCUACAGUGACCUGUAAAACUUAUGCCAGGAAGCAGAAUUGCAUCAUUUCUCUGAUUCUACAUCAUUGUGCCAUCUCCCCCACCCCCACCCCAAUAGUUUGCAUAAUCUACUCUGGUUUCAGCUGGCGUUCUGGAAAGGGGCAGACAGUGAUUGCUCAACCAGCACCAGAAAGUCUACUCAGUGCCCCUCGCUUUUCGUUCUUGAGACAUUAGCCAGAUGUUUCUGAGAAUCUCUUCACAUCAUAAGGGUUAGAAACAUUGUGCUUGCUUUUUAAAAUGAAAGGCUGAAGUUCUCUGGAAACAAGAUUCCACACCCAGCUGGUGGGUUUCAGUCCUGCCGUCUCGCAGAAUUGCAGUUGGCCCGCUGCCCUGACCAGAAGACUUUCACAGCUUCUGGCCCUCUGUCUGUGUGGGUGUCGUCAUCCGGUUUGAGGGUUGGACUUUUUAAUUCCGAGAAAAGGCGAGUAAGAAGCGACAGGAUUGAGGUUUGUAAAAUUCUGCAUGGGCUGAAGAAAGUGGAUGGAGAAAACAUUUUCUCCUGCUGUCAUAACACUAGAACUCACAGACAUCCAGGGAAGUAGAAGAUUCAGGGCAGAUAAAAGGAAGGACUUCACACGAGUUAAACUAUGGAACUCCCUCCCACCGGAGGCAGUGAUAGCCACCAGUUUGAAUGGCUUUAAAAGAGGAUUAGGCAAAUUUGUGGAGGGAAAUAAGGCUUUCAGUGGCUACUAGCCAUGAUAGGUAUGUUCUGCCUCCACAGAGGGAGCAAUGCUUCUGAAUCCCAGUUGCUGUGAGAAGAUGCUGGAUGAGAUGGGCCAUUGAUCUGAUCCAGCAUCAUCUUCUUGGCAGAGGGCCCCAGCUCAGUCUCCAGUGGGAUCUCAGUGAGCUGCAGCAUUUGCCUACCAGCCAAUGGCUACUAGCCAUGAUGGCUGUGCAUUCAGAGGCAGCGAUGCUUCUGAAUAUCAGUUGCUGGAAACAGCAGGAGAGGAAAGUGCUUGGAUCUUGCUUGCUGCUUUCUCUCAGGCGUCAGACUGGCUAUUGUGAGAAGAAGAUGCAAGACAUUGACCUGACCCAGCAGGGCUCUCUUCAUUUCCUUAGGGUAGGGAAGCUUGCAUCUGCCCACAGUGGGAAGCCCCAAGAGCAACCCAUUCCAUUCCAAACCAGGUGGCCUCUCAGGUGUGGGGAACGCAGACACAGGAACCGGCAGUGCUGCUCCUGGCUCCAGCUCCUGAGGCGGCCUCUCCCUCCCCAUGCAUUUCAGAUGAGAACAGCAACCAGAGCUCCCUCUCGGACACCUACCCACUCAAGGCGGACAGCAGCCUGGCCUCCAGCCCCAGCCCCCAGCAGAGUGAGUCCAUGAGCCCCAGCCACGCCUCUGAUUUCCGGGCUGACGACUCUCAGCCGCCCACGCUGGGGCAGGAGCCCUUGGAAGGUGAGUGGCUUAGCCCAAGGGGACUGCGGUGGGGCAGGGGAGGCCCAUCGAGGGCAACCACUGCCCUGGAGGGGAAGGGGCAGGUGGAGUGGGGCAUCCCCUAACAGGCAGCUUCCAGCUGGGAAAAGGAACAUUUACUAUCUUCGUCUGGUAAUUCUAUAGCCAUUCCUUGAGAGGAAUAGCCUGACCACCUUAUUCUAUGCAUUGGCAACCUUGAUACAGGGCUGUUGCAAUGCGCUCUCUGUGAGGCUACCCAUCCACUACCGAGCCAGGUUCAAGGUGCUAGUAUUAAUUUUCAAAGCCCUGAACAACUUAGGUCCAGGGUACCUCAGGGAUUGCCUGCUUUCCAAGGUUGAUCAUCAAGCAUCCUUGGUCAUCCCCUAAGUUGAUGAGGUUCAUUUCCCAAGCUUUUAGUGUCGUCAUCUCAGUCCUGUGGAACUCCCUGCCACUAGAGAUUCAGUGGGCUCCUUCUGUGCUAGCUUUUUAACACUUGCUGAAAACACUUGUCAACUCCUGUUUCCAGAGCCUGCCCUUCCGCCCUCUGAAGUAGCCGAUGAGCCUCCAACUCUCACGAAGGAAGAGCCGGUUCCACUGGAGGCUCAGGUAAGGAUGGUGAGCCAGAGUUAAUCAGCUCUCUCUGGGAUCUAGGGCUCGGGGGCUGGAGCAUUCUAGAUCCACGCCCCAGAAAACUGGUGUUGGUUCAAGGAAAAAACGAGGUAUAUAAAAAGCAGAAUUCCUUAAAUGCCAAGAUCCAAGUUUGGGGCACAUCCUCUUUGGUGAGUGAACCCCAACAGAAAUGUAAAAUCACAAAACAUGCAGGAAAUAAAAGUGUGGAAAUAUAGGCUGUUAGAGCUUUCAGGUAUGAGUUCCGAAAUUUCCUUCUUCCCCCAGAAUAGGCUAAAGACCACAUGCCUGAUAAGCUAAAAAAUAGUUUGCUUACAAGCUCUCCAAAGAUCAGAUUCGUGUGCUUCAGAAAAGGUUGCACAGGCUGUUACAAAGUGGUGAAAGUUCUUAAAUUAUUGGUACAGGAAAUCAGGAGUGGUUUUUGAGAGCCAUGUGGCCUGAGCUCAGGUAGACUGAGGAGGAACAAAGGCUUAAUUACCUGGUCCCUCCCAAAGUGAGCUAAGCCUGACAGGACAGCUUACUCUAUGGUCUUAACCCCUUCAUGCAUUAAUUUGACUUCAGCAUGUUGCUUAUAUGAAGCUGGUUUCCCCCCAUGGAGAUUCUGGAGAGGGUUUCCAUUUGGGGAGCACAGCUGCAGCCUUUCUACUAACUAACUGAAUUUAUAGCCCACUCUGACUCAAAGGCUUAGAGAAAGUGACAGCAGUAUGGUAGGUUUUCUUAAUGCUCAUGGCUCUGAAUGAACCAGAGAAUCAUAGAACUGUAGAUUUGGAAGGUACCCCAAGGGUCAUCUAGUCCAAUCCUCUGCAGUGAAGGGGUCUCAGCUAAAGAAUCCCUGACAGAAGGCCCCCGAACCUCUGCUUUAAAACCUCCCAGGAAAGUCCACCACCUUCCAAGGGAGUCCGUUCCGCUUUUGAAUGGCUGUUACCCUCGGAAAUUUAUUCCUAUGGUUUAUUAAGAAUCUCCUCCUUUGUAAUCAGUUGGCAGCCCUGUGCUAGAGAGAACAAGUCAGAGCCAGGCUCGGUAUGUAAAGCAGCUCCUUGUGUUCUUCUCCUGCAGGUGCCUGGCACAGAGGAGGAUUCCGGCGCGCCUCCGCUCAAGCGAUUUUGCACAGACCAGAAUGCCACGUGCCAGGUGGCCUCCGAGAGCUAGCCAGCUCGCCCGCUUCUGCCCUGUCCCAAGAGCCACCCCACCCCCAGGAUGCCACUCUCUCAAAGUCGGCAUCCUCUUCCACCUCCGCUCCCCUCCAAGAAUCAACUUGCUGUUCCCACGGCCCUUCCAGAGGCCGCCUUUCUCCCCCUACCACCCUGUGCAAUAUUUUCCCGAUGCCCCUCGGAGCCAGCCAGCCACAUCCUCCCAACCCGCACGCCUAAAGGACAAGGCGUUGCCGGGGCUGCUCCUGCCCGCUUUUUAAUUUGCCCUCUUUGUGGCUCCGGGGGGCGACCCCUUGGGAAGUUUCCGUAGGGAAAGAGGAGUUGUCAGCACUUAACGGGCAAACCGCGAGGUCCACGCACCCCCUCUCCUCCUGCAGGGAGCAAAUGACUCUCUUGCGAGGAGGGGCAGGGCCUGGCGGGGAGCCCAGCUGGGAUGCUGUGCAAUAGUUGUGGGGUUAAGCCAUUAGCACUGGAGUAAGCCAGGUCUCUGCCCACCAAGCAGUGGGCCCUCUCUGGAGGUGGGAUAUGUCUGAGGAAGCCAAGGCUGCCUUGGCUGGGGUCAGGUGGCCAGAAGGCACCCUCCCCUGCCAGUGGGGCUGGCCUGGCCUUGGGGGUCAAGGAGGCCACCCUGGGCACCAAAGGGACCCUGCAGCCCUCAUGGCAGGAGCAGCUGCCACCGACCCCCACUGCCUCUGCAGACCUGUCCCCUCCGUCGCGAUCCGCAUGCGGAAUGGAGUUUGCGAUCGAGGCCCUGCUGUGGUGCGGAGUGCCCAGCCACACAGGGAAGCAAAGAGAUAUUUUAGCACUGAAGAGAAUAUUUUUAAAAUUAAAACUAUUUGAAGUAAUC
This is a messenger RNA of Podarcis lilfordi (Lilford's wall lizard), 8183 nucleotides long. Lineage: Eukaryota; Metazoa; Chordata; Lepidosauria; Squamata; Lacertidae. The record is from the annotation of a GenBank genome assembly.